UAUGCUUUAAAGUAAUUCAGUGUUUUGUUAUUAGCUUUUUUUUUUUUUUUUAAAUCAAAUUAGCCUUGCUAUUAUAUUUGAUUAAAAAUGAUAUUUUGGGCGGAGCCAAGCAGCCCGGACGUGCAGGCAAGAGCUCUCACGUCUGGGGACAGAAAACAGGGAAUUACACCCAGCCACUACUCCCUACAACCCGCAGGCCAAGAUAAUCAUAACCGGGAGGGGCCGCUGCACCAAAUGGUACCUCUCCCGAGUACCGGCACAGCCAACUGGACACAUCGAGGCCCGCUGCCUACCCGCGACCGCGCCACGGGGAGACGGCGGCUCCCCGGGCACGAAAACAGACUGGACAGUGGGGGUUAUCCCAGUCCACAUAACAGAGAUGAAUACCCGACACACGCUACAGACAAGCGAGAGCCACGAGGCCGGACAAAAAUGGCCGGCUGCACCAAUGCACAGCAGCAGACUCCCAGCGACUGGGUGGCGGCCUCCAGUGCGAGGUUUGAAGCAAUGUGGGAGAGAUUCUGGGCUCAACUAGAAAGCACACACAAGCCUUCCAGGUCAUCACUGGUCCAGAGCACCUACGGCAAAGAAAUCAGCAGAGGCUGUACACCCUAACCAGCCCACGACUGGGUCAAGAAAACCUGAGACAAGCCACAGCACCCGCGAGGCGUACUCACACCCAGUCGGGCCAGAAAGCACCUCCUGCCAUCCAACAGAACUCCAGAAAAUGCAGAGUCCCCAGAAAUACCUCCAGGAGGAACAGACCCCGGCAAGCCCAGCGCAUGGGUGCUCAACGGAGGAAAGGCCUACGUAUGCCACACCCCUAGCUUACACACAAGUAUGCACACCAAUUGGCACAGAGGAGAUCUUUCCCCAACAGACUGUGCCGCAGGCAUCUUUGACACAACCAGCCCAAUAGGGCUCCAACGACCACCCUGGGCUACACCCGAUCCCUGCGACCGGUCUGCGGGCGCUGAGAUCUGGAAUCGGCUAAGCGAUUACCCUAAUCUGGCUACUGGAGCCCAACACCUACUCUGGGUUCCAUUGGGACGCUAGCUGACCUUGCCUACACUGCGGACAUAUAUAACAACAGACAUCAGAGGACUCUAUUUAUUGCAAGAAAGCAAAACAUACCUUUAUUUACUUCAUGUUGCAUCUAUUGUUGUACUUAACUUUCUGUAGCUCUAAAUCUGCCCCAUAAUUGCAACUACACACUAGGUGCACAACUAGCCCCACAGUCGAUAACUAUCCACUAUGCCCAAUGUCCUAGUAGUGCAACGUACAUGUAGCAAGCUAUUUAACUCAGCAUACACUACAAUCCAUACCAGAGAAUAGCCUCAAAAUCUUGCUUCCAAGGUUGGUCCAUCAGACCUACCCGUGAGACCACUAAUCUAUCGCCUUAAAGGCCAGGAGGGCUCUGCUUACCCAUAAGCCCAACUCCCAUACAUAAGUUAACAAACCAGCCUGCUGGGAGGAAGCACAAUGUAAUGUGUUGCUAACCUAUGUCAGCCAUAUCUAUAUAUAACUUGUAAACAUACCUCUUGCUAUUGCAACUCGCUAUCACUAAGCUUCCGACUCACUCGACUAUGUUCGUCCUAUCUUAACCAUAUUUUCAAUCUACGUUUAAAGCCAAAAGCUUAAGCCUGAUUAAAACAUAAAAUUGUACAUGUUAAUCUUGUGCCCUGCAUGUUAACCGUGGGAUAAGCUGGAGGACUGCCUUUGGGGCACCUCUUGCCUGCUUGUGUUAUAUGCCUGAACUGCAAAAAUUAAGAAUUUAAAAAAAAUGAUAUUUUGAAAUUACCAUCAGACCUUCCAUUCUCCUUUUUAUCUUGUAGCAGUUCUUCCCUUUCAAAAUUUUCAACCUGGUUUUGUGUUUUAAUCAAAAGAUCUUCAGGGUAAUGCCUACUUAAAAAACGUUUAAUUUUAAGCCCGUACUUGUUCUUUAAACUUUUUAUUUUCAAUACAGUCCCUAAAAACCCUAAUCUAUUGGACCUUUAACCAAUAUGGAUGACGGCUGCUGGAGUAUUCAAUAAAAACCAUUCCCAUCCAAGGGAAUAAAAAAUAAAAUAUUCCCAUCCAAGGGAAAAGACAGAAUCAGGUGCAAAGAAAACAGGGUAAUUAAAUGCCAAAGCAGAAGGGAGAAGUCAGUUCCUGAGGAAGUUCGAGGAUUAGACAAAACUAGGCGACUCGUUUGCAGAGAACGACUGGCCACAUACAUUGGAACUUUGGAGUCUGGAUGUUAUAGAGAGUCCAUGUAGCAUUGCUUUAUUUGCACAAUCAUUCCUGUGAAUACAUUUUUAUUCUCAUUUCUUCUGUAAUAAAUGUAAUUACUACACUACGAUUAGUUGUCUUCUCUCUUCCCAUAUAUGAUAAGAUAUUUUGUCCAAGUGAAUCCAUAUUAAAGUGGGAUCCUUAUACUGGUUGGUAAUUGACUUGAUUCUACACUAAUACUGGUGCUGGGUGAUCUCUGUUGCGUUUUUACUUGCACACCUGUCUUAUUCGUACUGUAGAGGCUUAGGGAUCAUUCUUUUGAAUGACUGCAUUCAUUAAGUUCACUUUGGCUCCCAGGUAGCCUGUAUGUGUUUUAUCUUACCCUUCUGCUAAUGCCACCCCUUGCCAAUAUGUAUUUUCUUUUAUUCCAAUAACACAUGUAAUGGCAUUGGUUUGUUUGAGUGCUAAUAAUUAUAUGCUUCCCUUUGUGUAUAUUUAGAUCUAGAUCUGUGCAGACAUAAGUCCUUGUUUUUGAUAAACACAUUUGUGUUUUACUUGAAAUGGUAGUUUCAAUUCUACUAUAUUCCCCGAUAAAUUCAGAUUAGCAAAGUUCAUUUCUACUCUUGGUGCUGCCCAUAAAGUGACUCCAAACUCAUUUGUACUGGUGGUCCCCCAAAUGGUACAAUAGUGAACUAGUUGUAAAGAAUGACCCACGCCUGACCAGUAUUGCCUAUAAUAAUCCAAUAUGGCUCACCACACACAGAAUCUUUUUAGGCUGUUUUAACCCCUGAUUUCUUGCACAAAAUACCAGUGACUGUAUGCACACGAUAUGGCUAUAUUGUGUAAAGUCCACAAUUUUUUACAGAGUACCCCAAUAUAUUGGCUCCAAGCGUGCAUUGUUAAAGUGUAACGUAAUAUUGCGGUACACAGAGAAUGUGUUAUUUAAUAGUGUUUUUUUUGACAGAGUGAAAUUAUGACAUUCUUUUAAAGCAUUUUUUUCAUACUCUUUCAAGACUAUUUUACAAAUGCUGAUCCUGUGUACAAAUAAUAGAAAUUUAAUCAAACUGUAUGUUUAUAUUGUUUUUUUUUCACGGUGAAUUGUUUCUUCCUAAAAUAUGUGUUAUAGGCUUGCACUUACAAUGCAAACAAAUUAGAUACUCACAAGCAGCACUUAAUUUGGGGUAUUGUACAAACCAAGCUGCAGUUUAAAAUAACAACUAACUAAUCUUAAUUAACCCCUUAAGGACACAACAACUUCUGGAAUAAAAGGGAAUCAUGACGGAAUAUUCCCAUCAUGUGUCCUUAAGGGGUUAAAUCACCUGUGGCUGGAUGAAAAUAUUCUCUAUCACCUAAAUUAACCAAAGGGGAA
Messenger RNA from Pelobates cultripes (western spadefoot toad), 3580 nucleotides. The record is from the annotation of a GenBank genome assembly. NCBI's taxonomy places the organism in Eukaryota, Metazoa, Chordata, Amphibia, Anura, Pelobatidae.